GUCUGUGGAAGGAAGUGGCAGAGAAGCAUAUCAUGGUGGUGCAGGACUUAAAGAGCACAUGGGAUUUGAGUAGGAUAGGGUACACGGGAAACAGCUCUGAACUCUUUGUUUGUAUUGGUGGUGGACAGACAUAAUCAACCAGGAGCGCAUUGAGGACUGUGUAAAAAGAUAAAUGGUUAAUGUUAGAGAUGGAGGUGGUGGAGCUGGACCGGUGAGGUGGAGCCCCCUGGAGAGAAACACGAUAGUGAAGAUGGAGACAAUGGACCAAGGAUGUUGAAACAGCAGGUAGAAAGAAAGACAGUUUUUAAUGAAGAUUCAUAAACAAGAUCAACUGUUGUUUUUUUUCCUGCAGCUUCGUCAGUCAGGAGUAUAGGAGGAUACAUCACAGGAUUCAGAGGAAAUAAGUCUGGAUUUUAAGGUUAAGAUUAGAAUUAUUCUAAUUCUGGGUCAGAAUUCUGUAAUAAAUAAACAAAUUCACACCACUCAUAAAUAAGACACAAACGGGAAAAUGUUUUAAACAAAGAUUCAUUCAUUUUUAAAGACAUUAAUGUUAGAAUGACUUAUCUGAAAAACAAACGACCUCGAGGGGAAAUAAUAAAAAAAACCACUAAAGUCAGAAGUGUUAAAAAUAUUUUGAGAAAAACUUCACCAAUGUUGUUGUUGUUUUUUAAGAACAGUGGGAAAAGUCGUCACACUAAAAACAUUGACUUUUUUCAAACCUAGUCACAAAGUCCAGACUUCAUUAUCUGACGUCACAUCACAGCUCUCACUUCAGCCCCACAUGUUAUGACUUCUGACUUCAUUCUUAGUUUUCAUAAAAACACGAUCGUGUUUUUGCGCUUCUGGCUCGAGUAGAUGCUCUGUAGAUAUUGAUCUUUGAAUUAAGAAAAAUAAAAAUCAAUUAUAGGUGGACGGACGGCAUGUGUGCAGGAGGAGGCGGGGGAGAAGGGAGACGUUUGACGCGGCGCAGGAGGCGACCAGACACUUCGCUCCUGGAUCCUCCUCCUCCUCCUCCUCCUCCUCCUCGUCCUCCGUCUCCCAGUUGAAGCCUGUUCUUUUUAUAUCCACCUUUGUGUUAUGAUCAGCUCCGUCUCUCAGUCUGUUCCUCACAGCCACCCCCGGGUACCUCCCCCUUACUCCCCAUCACCCUCCUCCUCCUCCCCUUCCACCUCCAUCCCACCCUGUAUCCCCCCCUCCUCCUCCUCCAUCAUCACCCCCUCCUCUCCUCCUUUUAGCAUCUGAAAAGACCACUGAGUGAGAAUCGAUGGCGCAGAGGCCCAGCCUGACAGGACAAUAAACCACAAAGAAAGAAGGGCUGUCCGUGGACGCAGCGAUGAUCCAACAGCAUCACAGGGAGGACCUGUCUCCAUCCUGCCUCCUCGGCCUGGCUUCUCCCGACCUUCAGACGACACAGAAGCCAAACCAUACCUUCCCAUGAGGCCACCAGCAGAACUCAGCCUGACCUCUCUGUAUGGGGCCUCUCACAUAUGAAUUGACAUGGAGGAUGAAGAUGGGACUUGUCUACUUGAUGUUUUGUGUGACCCCCAAGCCCUAAACGACUUCCUUCAUGGGACCAGUGAGCUGCAGACUGAAGACCUGCUCAUUAACUCCUCCUCUGGGGAGCCCUCCCUCUUCACAGAUGCCCCGAGCCCAGUCUCUCUGCUGGGAGAUGGCAGGGAUUCCCCAGACACUCCUCCACCUGGGUGUGUGGAUCUGUCCUUCCUGGAGGAGGCCCUCUUGUCAUCGCCAGAAGGGACCGAGGAUCCACAGGUGGUUCAAGUUGGGCAAUCACUGGAAGGUGGAUGUGAGGCUAAGGAAGGAGAAGUGCCAGAAGUGGAGGAGGUGGAAGUGGCCUGUGAUAUACUCCAGCAGAGUCUGCAGGAGGCUGAGAUCACAGAGCAAACCAUGGCUCUGGAGGCAGGUUUAGCCCCAAGUGGGGACAGUCUGUCCUUGUACUCCCCAACUCCCCUUCUCUCUCCUCCAACCGUGCCAUUCAUUCACAAGUCUAUGACGUUGCCCAUCAACCAGGCUUUGCCCAGAGACACCCAGGCAGCAGUGGAGCCUCCGCAGCCCUCCCUCCUGGCUGUUGGGCCUGGCUGCCCCUCUCUGAAACCCACCGCCCCACCUCUUAUGGGUCUCUUGCCUGGAAAUGUGUUCCCUGCUCCUUCUCCAGAGACCUCCUUCUCUCUGAGUCCAGUCCAGGGCUCUAGUAUCAUCAUUAACAAGGCUGUCCCCAGUGUGACCAACUGUCCCCUCAUCAGCCCAACACUGAGAGCAACAGCAGCAGCACCUGGGAUCGUGCUGCAGAGAGCCCCUCUACCCAUCCAACCGAAACUGCCCAUCAACAUUCAGCCCAGACUGGUUCAAAUUAGCCCCAAGCCUUCGGGGCAGAAACCAACCCAAGGUCUUACAUUUGUCCCUGGGGCUGCCUCAUCAAAUAUUCUACUGUCCCAACCUUCAGGACAUAAAUCGACUAUCCCACCACCACAGCCAACACAGCAGCUUCCCAAGCAAGUCAGCCUACAGCUGGUCAACCAGGGCGGCUCAUUUGUCCUCCAGCCUCAGGGACUCCUACAAGGCCAAAACCAGUUCCUACUCCCAGGUCAGUCUCCCGUUACAAUCUCCCAACCUGCCAAUGCAGUCCAAACACUGCUGACUUCUGGUCAACAAGGCCCGUCCGUCCACAGCAUGACUUCGUCCACCGGGCAGCUGAUAGACAGCCCCCAGAUUCUUACUGUUCCACAGAGGCAGCUGAACUUUGGCCCCGUCUUUACCACCCCCACAGGGCAGCUAGCGCUCCGCCAGGCCACGGUGCUGUCAGCACCCUUGCAUCUCCAGUCAGCAGCUCCUACUGUCUUCCAGAUGCCGGCGCACCUUGCAGGGACCUACACUCCAGGAGGGCAGGGGCAGCGUGCCACCCUGGUUCACAGCCCUGCUCUUGGAAACCACUUCACCUUAAUCAACAGCACUGGGGUGCUCCCCCCUGAUCUCACUUCAAUCUCGAUCGUCAACGGCCCCUCUGUGGUUCAGGGGCUGCCUUUUGCCGCCCAGGCUGCAGCUCCGCAGGCAGGAGUCGCUGAAGGACAACUGAGCCUCCAGUCGGCGUCUGUGGUGCUGCUGCCUGAGAGAGCAGUACAAGAAGAGAGGAGCGGCUCCGAGGAGAUGUUCCAUCAACUGCAGCAGCCAUAUGGACAUGUCCUUCAGCACGUGUCAGUGCAGCCCACCACCGCAGGGCUGCAGACCUCCUCUCCUUCUGUAGUAACAGUCCUGCAGCCUCCUCCUCCAGCUCCUCCUCCUGAACCGACUUUGGUUCCUGAUUCAGCAGCUGAGAUGCCAAAACUUCUCAUCCCCCCCGCAGACAUCAACCAAGUGGUAGAGGAGGUGGCUCAGUCCAUGAGCCAGAACCAGGCCUUUAUGCAACACCUGAAACAGCAAGCACUUAGUUCUCCCAUUGCUCCUGAACUGCUGGUUGGAGUGUUGCCAGUACCUAUGGAGUCUCUGGACUCCACCGUGGUGAAAGAGAAAGAGAGUCAACCUCAGGCCCACGCAGAUCCGGGUCCCAACACCUGCUCUGUCACACCUGACCAGUGUGUUGAGUCUUCUCCCCUUCACUCUGACCCUGAAGACUCGUCACUGCUCUGCUCCUCCCCUCCAGUUGAAGACAGUGAAGAAACUGCAUCAACAAUUUUCUCCUCUACACCCGGUCCCCAGAUCAAUCUCCCUGGACCCGAGGGCUCAGGCUCCCAAAAACCAACUCCACAGUCACUGAGUGUGCCGCAGGACUUGUACCAAGUCAGUCAGCAGCUGCAGGUCUCACAGGCUUUAUUUGGCCCAAACCAGGUGCAGAUCCAGCAGCCAUCUGUUCCCCAGUGUCUUCCCCAAGUCCAGCUCCAGGUCCAGGCUCCUGUUUCCAAGCCACAGAACUCAACCCUUAGUCAAAGCAGCUCCUCUCCACAGCUGGUCCGUAUCCUGGUGCCUCAGCAGCAGCCUGAUCUCCCAGCUGCUGGUCUCUCCAAAGGAGAAGACCACCCUGCUGUCCAACAGCACACACAAAACAAGCCAACAGCUGCCUUGGCCAUGGAGAGUAAAUCGUUUACUCUUGAUGUCCAUCCUCACUCUCCUGUAGCCUCGGGUGUCCAGCAGCUUCAUGGGGGACCAACUCCCAUGGAGUGCACCCCUGUCCAGACAACCCCACAGCCCGGCAUCAAGCUGGCAGCUCCUGUGGAGCAGCAGAGAGAGGAGAGGCUCACACCAGCAACGAGGAGGCACAGGUUCCAGCAGCAGCUUUGUUUGGACCACAGAGCAGUGCAGCAGCCCUUCACCCGCCCUGCCUUCCCCACGCUGAAGGACGCUGUUCGACGCCUGCUGCCGUACCACACCUGUGCUGGUCACCUGCCAACGCAGAGUGAUUUUAAUUUAGGUGAGUGGGCAUCCGGCUCUGUGUCCCGCUUCCAGCUGAAACGAACCAAGGACAUGGUGAACAAAUACAGGCAGCUACUGGUUAAAGAAGCUCAGCAGGAGAGUCCAUCUGCAGAGAUGGUGAUGCUGGAGCGUCUCUUUCUACAAGCCGAGCGAUACGCUUUAGCGGAGGACAGACGGCGAGCCCGCAGAGACCCAGAGUCGUUCAUGACGGCCUUGGCCACAUCAGUGUCUUCCCCCCUCGAAGCUCCCUCCUCUCGGCCCUCCCACCUCCGCCCCUCUGGCAGCCCCUCCUCUCCACCAGCCUGGUCAAGACUCUCUGACCGGCCCCCAGGACUGAAGACGUAUCGCUCCAGCUCCCGCGGGGCCCUCAGACUCACCAUCAAGCAGGAGUCUGGCUCCCGUAAAGUGGUCCAUAACUCAGCCUGUGACCCUGGGCUGAAGAGAGACCACACGGGGCAGCUGACCAAUGGUGGAGGAGCUGCGACGGAGCAGGCUCCCAACGGAACAAACCAGCAUCAGGAGCAAGACGACGAAGUGAUCGCCAACGGAUCGAGCCCAGCAGAGGAAGUCCAAAUUAGGACACCAAAUUCCAAAAUAAAAGCCUGCAGUUCUCUUUCUAUGCCACAGCCACAGGAUGCCUGCUUCGAGUUGCCUCCCAGAGAUGUCAAUGCCCCAAAACUAAAAUAUUACAAGCUGGAUUCACCUCUGCCGCCUGACCCUAAAUUCAGUCCUCCUCUCCAAGAGGACAAUAUGCUCAGUGAACAUCUACAGAGUGCCAUUGACAGCAUCCUGGAGCUGCAGCGUCUACAGGGCCCGUCUGCGGCCCAGGCCAGAGCCACAGCAGGCCCAUCACUGGAUCAGACGGUCACCAGCAUCCUAGAAGGACACCUGUGAGGUAACAGGCCCCUGAAGACGUCCUUCCACAGAGACAAACGUCUGUCCUGAGGUGGGAGAAAGCAAAGUACAAAACUUCGAAUCGGUUCCCAGAAGAAACAAAUGAUUGUGUUUUCUUGGUUGGAGAUUUUACUUUGAAGGAACCGGUUGUUUUGGGGGGAGGAGAAACAGUGAAAGGCACUAUUACAGAGAUGCAGAGCAGACAACAGCACUAUCUACAGUCUGAUAGAUGUUAGAUACUUCAUUUCCUUGUACGUUUGUGUGGGAGAAAUCUAUUGGAAUAGGAGCUCUAUUGUUUCAGUGGUAGGUUUACGACACUGGUGUAACCUUCAUCAUCAGCAUAUAGUAUAUAAGUAAUAGUGAGGAUAAAGAAAAUGUGGAGUAGACUGAGAUUAUUCAAUAGUUUUUUAUAAGAUUUCUUUCAGAAAAAAAAACCACAAUGUGAAUUUUCUUUGUCAUAGUGCCAAGCCUCCAGGGUAUUUAUUUUGAUAAUCUGCCAAUUGUGUUUUCAGAUGAGUUGCAUUGAGAAACACAGCAAGAGUGCGUGCGACGAGUGUGUGAAUGUGUGUGUUAUUGUUAGGGAAGAUCAUUUGGGUGGAUCUGAAGGAAGUGUGUAUGUGUGAUUAAAAAAGAAAAACCAGUGCAGGCUCUGUCGUCUCGGCCUAACGAAUGAAACUCCAAAGAGAAAUUAUUGACUCGCUACAUCCUGAAUACACCAGCAAACAUCCCUGUUGUGUCUCUUCCAACAAACCGGAAAGUCUUUGCUAGAGUGGAAAUAACUAACAGGGGCACAGGAGGAGAAAAAUAAAACAGAGGAGGAUUUCUGUGGUUCAGUUCCGUCUUUACUUUUUGACCCUGUGUCAUAGAUUAUGUGAGAAAUGAGUGAAUUCAUCAGGGUGGAAACUGCAACUGGAGAGAAGAUCAAACGUUCUCCACUGGUUUUUGAAGUAAAUCCAGACUGUGGCUAAAUAAGACAACUUCCUUCACUUUAAUAGAUCUAUCACCCCAGUCACUUUCAAUGGAAUGUUGUGAUCCUGUUUAGAGGAAAAUGGAUGAAACAGCACAAUGGGAGACAGAGGGUAUGAAUGAAGUCAACACGUCACUGACAGCAGCAGAUGUCAGUGACGCGUACGACACCAUCUGUGUGUCCACUAAUAUGGCGAGAGCCCACGUUAUAGGAAGCUAACCGCAGCUAUCUGUUAGAACUGGUGGCUAUUUUUCUUCUGUCACUCGGGGGCUGAAGCCAGUCCCAGCAGCCACCAGAUGAGGGCGGGGACUUGCUGUUCACCAGACCAUCACAAGGCCACGAACACAGACAACACUUCACACUGACAAAAAACACAAACCACUGGUUUUCCUGCUGUAAAGCAGACACAAAAACCACUCUUCUGCCAUGCGGCCUGGAGGAGGAGCCAUCAGUGAACCAUCGGUGGUUCCACGGUGUACGAGUUAGCACACCUGCCCUGGAAGCAGAGAACAGAGAGUCCUGGGUUUAAUUCCCAGAGGAACCACAUAUCCCCCAGUGGCGCCUCCUGUGUGGCAGCCUGUGUUGGUUGCAUCGACUCACACUGUACAUUUCCCAUUGAAUCAGACAUGAAAUUAGCCAUUACAACCAAUCAAAGGUUUAGGGAAGUGAAGUUGUCUCGUCUUUCCACCGUCUCCCAUUUCAGAGUUACUUCUUCAACCAGCGGAGCCACGCCCACAGCCUCACUUCUCAUGUGUACUAGUUCUGUGUCUAUUCUCAGAGAUGAUAAAGGUCUCCUUUUACUGUGUGUGUUAACAUGCAAGCAAUAAUGAGUCGGGGGCAGUGGGGAUACAGUGAGGAGGAGGAGGAGGAAGAAAGAGGAGGGAGGUCUUUGGCCUGUGGUGAUUUCCAAAUGUCAUUGGUUGUUCAGUUUAGGAAAUGGAAGAUGACUGCUGUCACCGAAGCCCCUGUUGUUUUGGGACAUUUUGAACGGCUUUAGGGUCACAUCAUGUCCGCGAACCAUCGUAACAACACAUGUAGUACCAGAAAAACCAAAUCUGUCGUUCAUUUUCCACAACACUGUAGAAAACACGACCAAAAACUGAAGGGAUUUUCCGAUUCAUAUUUUCACGUCUUUUCAUUUGUUACAUUUUAAGGUCUGCUAGCCGCCGUACCACGGAAAUGGUUUGUUUUGAUGCAGCCAUUUUGGAGCAAUACAUGCAAUUUUUUUUGGAAGUCUUAUGUUCACGUGACAAUCUUGUUGGUUUGAGUAAAAAUGUGAAUUCUGUCGUCCUUCACCGUUCCGGCUCUCCGUCAUGUUCAAAUUGUUCUUUGUACUUGGAUGUGACCUUAAAGGUCAAAUUGAAAUCUGCAGAACGUCUUAAACUGAAGUUGGGAAUUACUUCUAACUGUUCAAAGACUUAAAGUCUGACUUGUCGUGUUGGGAAAUGCCUUUCUGUCGGGCUGUUAUAAAGGAGUGGGAUUUAAAAAGAGGACAAAAUAAUGUGAUUUAAAAAUACUGAAAUAUGAAAGUGACCCAUCCCUUCAAAAAUGACUUUUUUUUAUUUCUGAUGUGAAAUUGUGUUUUGUUGAUUUGAAGAAAUUGAUUUUUUCAUAUGCAGUAACUUAUGUUGAAACUCUCAGUUUGGGAGGAAACACAUGAAGAUUGAUUUAUUCUGGGAAAAAUAACUGUGUAAAAAAAAAAGAAUAAUUAUACACUUCCCAAGUUUGGGAAGUGUAUAAUAAGGACUGAAAAUGAGAUCAAUUUGACUAUUAGAAAAUGUUAAUGUUAUCUAGGACCAGCACAUUCCAACAUAAAUGGAAUGUAAAAGCUAACAUAAAAAAUAGCAGUGUUACUACAUUUUAUCACACAACCUACUACAGUAUUUUCCUCUCGUCAGGCGUAGCUUUUGGUUGAAUCUAAACAUACCAUAGCAACUACAACUACCGCUAUUUAGCAGCUAGCAUGUCAAUCUUUCCCCAAAGCUAGAUAUUUUCUUUCAAGCUAAGCUAACCCCAUGCUAACUCAGAAAAUAAUAACAAGCAAUAGCAAUUUCAAAUUCUUAAUGUCUAACAAACACAAAAGAAAAACUGCUUGUUGAGUCAUCUAUUUAAUCUGAUUCUCAAUCAUGCUAGCUCAGGUUAGCUUAACGUUAACUCAAUGUAUGGUCAAUUUAAACAAUAUCGGUAAAAAGUUAAUAUCGGACAUCCCUACUUUCAACCCCUGCCUUACCUCCAUUGUACUCUUCAUGAGCAGCUACUCUAAUCUUACAAGUGGCUAAAACAUGGACAAACAAUGUCAAUGUAAUUUUGGGUUAAAACUAAUCUUUUUUUUAAUCUUCAGUGUUUCUUCCCUCAGAGGUUUCACUGAAAUGCAGUAAAGAUGUCUUUCACGGCAUACGAUUGCACUCUGCUCACCAUAAAAAGAAGACAAAUGACGGAAUGCCAUCAACUUUUACUCCGGUUUUCAUUUUUACACAGCACUUCCACACAUUUGCCAAACAUGUUUUUCUUUGUCGAUUAAAAGACAUUCAGAAAUGAAAAUCCUGGAGUGAACUUUGAUGGACUUCUCUCCAGUGACGUGCCAUUUGUUACUGUUGUUGCGUUUGUGUCAAACACUGACCUCGAGGACGGCGGUCAGUUCUGUCAGCAGUUUACAGUGACGGCUUCACUUUGGUGUGCAUGUCGAGCCACUUAUUUAUUUACUAUUUAUUGGUUGAAAAUGUCUUUAUUUUUCUGACUGUACUGUGAAACCACGGGAGCUCAUUCCUUCUUACAGCGAUCAAGUAAACAUUCGACUGACAGAUUGUUCCGAUGCCAAAAUCAAGAGGCCUUAAUUUAGCAGAACUAGAUUGUAAAAGUCAUUUCUGACACAAAAAAGAAAGAAAAAAAAAACUAACAAACUAAAGACUCAUUUGAGCUGAAAGUCACGAGUGAUUCAUAUAUGAAAUGUUAAGAAACCACUUUUGUACUCAUUUUUACAGACUAUUUAUUAAACUGUGAUUUUGUAAGAAAUAAAAAAAGAAACAAAUGGCGAAGGUUGUGGUGUCGCUUGAGUUUGUAAAACAGUAAAGACAAAAAAAAAAACUUUUUAAUUGCCAUUUCUGUUGCAUGUUAACUCAUGUUUUGAAGCUUUAUUUUUUAGCCUUUUAGCUUAACUUUUAACCAUUCAAGCUGUAUGUGAGCCAAGUGUAGUUUUCAUUUGGACAAAUUUAAGCAAGCUAGCUUUUAGAUAUAUGAGCUAGCUGAUUUAGCUCAUUCAACCUUGGAAUUAUUUCUGUAAGUUUUAAAAUAUUUUCUGAAAUCUAACAUUUGUCCAGUU
Molecule: messenger RNA, 9602 nt
Organism: Cynoglossus semilaevis (tongue sole)
Lineage: Eukaryota; Metazoa; Chordata; Actinopteri; Pleuronectiformes; Cynoglossidae
Product: BRD4-interacting chromatin-remodeling complex-associated protein
Exons: 14
Coding region: 1498-5316 (1272 amino acids)
Biological process (GO): positive regulation of DNA-templated transcription
Cellular component (GO): SWI/SNF complex
Source: RefSeq, a predicted model, not a curated record